UCCUUCGCAGAUCAGUGCCCUGUGCCAGGAAAAAACACGCAGUUUUCACGGGUUGGAAAAUUAUUUGCAAAAAUUGGCGGAAAAACGGGCUCGGUUGUGCGUGAAAAGUGGUCCAGUUUGCGGGGGAGAAACUUCCGCACGGAACGAGAGUGUUUUUGUGCUGAUUUUGGGUGGAUUUGGUGCGGUUUAGAGUGAAAUAAGUGAGGGCGCAAAUUUGCCGGAACGCUUUUCCAAGUUUUUUUUUUUGGUGGUCUGCUAAGGGGAAAAGAAGAAAAAGAUCGCUGAUAGCUUAAGAAGUGAGGAAGAGAGAGCACGGAAGAGGACAUCCUACCUGUGUGUUUUUGGAGGAAGGAUUUUUGCUGACGAUGGAAUCGGUGGCCACCGGCGAGAGCAAGCUCUCGCCAUCCGCCGCGGGCAAAAAAAUGAAACAGACACGGUUGCCGUUUCAGGUCCUCACCGGUUCCCCCACGCCAGCGGCCAUCGCCCCGGCCACCGCUUCCCCCACGUCCCUGCGCAGCGAGUCCCGUAAGCGCAAGCCCUCGGUCGAGUCGACGGUGGCGGUGGACGCGCUGCGCGCCGCCAAGAUCGGCCGCACCUCCGAAGCCAAGGAGAACGUCAAGGACGCGGUCGAUGCGGUGAUUCUGCUGGACGAUGAUUCGAUGCCCGGAGUCGGGGCGGAUGACGAGGGGAGUAACAGCCGGGACUUGGUUGAUGUGCGGAAGGACGGGAAGUUGGUCAAGGUGGCGACGCCCAAGGAGGGUGGGAGUGAGAGUGGAGAGGGGAGUUCGGAUCGGAAGAUCCGGAUCAAGCUGCCGAUGGCGUCGAAGAAGCGGAAGAGCGCGGGAGGUAAGGAGGGCUCGGAGAAGAAGAAGAAGGUGGUGAAGGAGAAAAAGAGGGGGAAGAAGGAGGGGAAGGGGAAGGUUGAACCUGCUGCGGAUGCGGAACCGAUUGCGAUCGACGAUAGUGAUUUGUCUGAGGAUGAGAAGGAGGAACCGGAGAAGGCGAAGGAAGCCGAUGAGCAACCGGUGGUUGAGGAAAAAGCUAAGGAAACUUCUAAAAAAGUAGAGGAAGUUGUGGAGGAACCAUUAAAAGAUCAAGAAAACGUCAAGAACGACGAAUCUAAGACAGAAGAUAAGGAAGCGGUUGAGGAAACUCCAGCAAAAACUGAAGAGAAAGUCGAAGAAAUGCCGUCGGAGACGGCCAAAUCAGAGGUGACACCUCGCCGAGGAAGGCCUCGUCAAUCGCGAGCUUCCAAAGAGGAAAGCGAAAAGAAGAAAUCGCCCAAGCCGAGACGAUCUUCCGUGAAGGCGGCAAAGACGACGAAGCAACAGGAAACAUCAGAGGAAGUAAAGGCGGCUGUCGAGGAAGUCGCUGAAUCGAAAGCUGAACCAACGAAGACAGUUGAGGAAGACGUUUCAACUGAAGAAGUAAAGGAGAAAGAACCGGCAAAGACUUCGGACGUCGAAUCAAGCGACAAAUCGAAGGAACAACCAGAAGAACCUUCCAAGACAUCAGAAGUCGAGGCAAAGCCGGAAAAGGAGACUAAAGUAGUCAAGGAAGCCAAGACUCCAAGCGUCACCGACAGCAACGGCAAGCGCACGCGGUACUCUCGAGCAGCUUCUGCGAAGAAGCCAGAAGGUGCGGAAGAGACACCGAACAAGGAGACAACACCAGAGGACAAGAAACCGCCCUCCGCCAAAGGCGCCCUGGACAAGUUCUUCGCCAAGGUGCAGAACGGACCCGAGGACAAGCCCAAGAUCGUCGUGACGGUAGAGCCGUCGGAAGAACCGAUGGAGGUGGAUUCUGCAGAGUCCCGCAACAACACCAUCGCCAGCAUCUGCCUGAACGACUCGGACGACGGAGAAAACACGGCGGACGCCGAGGAGAACGCGUACAUGCUGUGCACGCCCAACUCCAAGGACCGGACGGCGCUGUCCGGCGCCGCGGACAACCGGAAGCUUACGCCCAAGCAGAUGGCCCGCAAGAUGGAGGCGGAGAAGCGGCUGGCGCUGAAGCAGCAGGAGCUGGAAGAUCGCAAGCGCAAGAAGGAGGAGGAACGCGAAGCGAAGCAGAAGGAGCGCGAAGAGCAGGAACGGCUGCGCAAAAAGGAGAAGGAAGACAAGGAGGAACAGAAGCGAAAGGAGCGCGAGGAAAAGGAAGAGCAAAAGCGGAAGGAGCGCGAAGAAAAGGAGGAGCAGAAGCGCAAGGAGAAGGAGGAAAAAGACGAACAAAAGCGCAAGGAACGAGAGGAAAAGGAAAAGAAACGUCAAGCGGAGCUGGACGCCAAGAACGAAGAGAAGCGCAAAAAGGACGAGCAAAAGGAGGAGGAACGUCGCAAAAAGGAAGAGGAAAAGGAAGCGGAAGAAAAGCGCAAGCAGAAAACCGCUCAAGCCUUCCAGAGCUUCUUCGUGAAGAAAGCCGGCGGCGGCUCGAAGCACUCGGACGACGAGAACUCCAUGGAGUCCUCCGGCGAAGAUCAUCAGUUCCUGCCACCUCAGCAGCAAGCGUUCAUGCCGUUCUGCGUCAAGGGGGACAUGCGGCUGGCGCCGACCUGCCGAGUAACCCUCCCGAAAGACCGCAAGCUAAAGCUGGAAGACCUGCUCCGGAAGUCCAGCGACGAGCAGGGCAAGCAAGCCGUCGUGGUCGAACGCAGCGAACUCUACCUGGGUCAGCUAAAAUCCGCCCAGUACCAAGCCGGAACAAUGGACCGAACGUGGAUCGCGGAAGAGGAGGACGCGGACGGAGCGGAGGAUGACGUCAUGAUUGUCGACGACGACGUGUGCCACCAGAUUGAGGAGGACCGGACGGCGGUGCCGAGCAAGCGGUAUCGCGCCAAGUACUUUUUGUUUGAGGAGAACCGGCGGCCGCCGUACCGGGGUACGUGGCGGAAGAAGAGCGCCAACAUUCGGCCGCGGAAACCGUUUGCGCAGGAUACGAAAUUCUUCGACUACGAGGUCGACUCGGACGACGAGUGGGAGGAGGAGGAACCGGGCGAGUCGCUGCACGGCAGCGACGACGAAAAGGACGUCGACAAGGAGGAGGAAGACUACGAGGUGGACAACGACUUCUUCGUGCCGCACGGCCAUCUCAGCGACGAGGAGCUGCAGGCGGAGGACGACGUCGCCGACGACAACAGUCCGGAGGCGCAAAAGGCCAAGCUGAAGAUCAUGCAGCAGGAGUUUGCGGCGGAGAUGAAGAAAAAGACGGAAAAGAUCAAACCGCGGCUGAUCGGGUGUUUGUGGGAGAAUGGCGGCAGCGGGAACGAGCGGUCCGAGUGUUCGGCGGUGAUUUGGGAAAUUUUGAAGGCCCGCGCCAUGCUGUUCGACCCGGAGGAACCGAUUUCGUUCACGACCGUGCGCAGCAGCGAACCGGACUCGAACAGUUCGUCGCCGGCGAAGCCGGGUGAAGCGAGCUCGGCGACGGAACGCGUCCCGAAGGCGAAGAUGGUCAAACUGGUUGACGAGGGCGUCCGCGAGUUGAUCAUGAUGAUUCAUGGGUGUGGCCAGAAUCGGAGCUUCCUGGUGAAGGAGUUCCUUGCGUACUGGGGCAAACGGAGGGACGACGGGGAAAAGGUGCCCCAGUUUGCGCCGGACAGCAUUCGGACGAAGAUUUUGGAGAUUUCCAGCUGGCGGCCGUGUCCGGAGGAGGGCCCGAUGCAGAACAAGAUGUGCUGGUACGUGAACAAAGAGGCGCUGGUGCGGUACGAGCUGACGGAUUUGAAGGUGCCCACCGGGUGGGACUACAUCCUGAAGCCGAUCGUGAAGAGCAAAAAGGAGCGCAAGGAGAAGGAUAAGGACGCGGAGGGUGGUGGUGAGGGGGAAGAGGGAGGGGAGGAGAAGAAGACGCCACCGAAGAAGAAGAAGAGCAAGGAGGUGGUUAACGGAGAGGAGAAGGAGAAGAAGGAGAGACAAUCAUCCACGCCCAGUUCCUCGUCCAAAGCGAAACCCGCCGCCGGCGCCGCAAUCACCAAAUUCACCAAGAAGCUCUCCGAGGACGAAAAGCGAAAACAGUUUGCCAAGGAGCGGAAAAAAUCCAUCACCAACGGAGCAGAAGCCACCACCACCCCAAAUCAAAAGCCAAAGGCCAAACCCUCCAGCAGCACCAAGAAGACUCCAACGGCGGCGGCAAGCUCCAGCACAGAUUCCCAGCAGCAGCCGAAGAAGCGCGUCCAGCUGUUGAUGUCGGUUCCGCGGGGGCAGUCGAUUCCGCAGGCCACCAAAAAUAACCUGAUUAGCCAGUUUUUGGCCAAGAAGCCGGCGGAUGCCGGAAGCAGCAGUACCAGCGGCAGCAAUAAGGGUCUGGAGCGGAUGGACGUGGACGAGAUUGUAGUGUUAGACGAUUAAAGCGGGACCAGGGAACACGGACGGAGAGAUCCGGAACAUCUCGGUUUAAUGUGUUUCUUUUUUGUGUCUCGUUGCAUUACAAGUUGUAAGUUAUUAUAAUUUAAGGAUUAUUUUGUUUCCCCCGCUGGAUCGCGUUUAUUUCUUGGUUUUCCUCCAAGUGGCCAACCUUGAAGUUUUUUUUAGGUUUGCCGAUUGAUAGCUUUGCGACAUUUUCCCUAACAAUCGGCGCUUCUUAGCUCAGACAGGCACUGCAUUAUAUACAUAUAUACACAUUUUAGAAACUAGUUCUAUUAGUUCUAACAGUAGCGGUAAGAUUGUUGUCUCUCAUUGUUCAUCCCCCACUCCCAAUUUUGCAAAUAAAAGCUUUCAACCUUAGACAAAAACUACUGGCAAAAAAAGCUAAGUUUGAUUAAAUCUUCCCGCUCACAAUCAAAGUGACCGUUGCAAA
This is a messenger RNA of Culex pipiens pallens (northern house mosquito), 4791 nucleotides long. RefSeq names its product chromatin assembly factor 1 subunit A (gene Caf1-180). Gene Ontology annotation, cellular component: CAF-1 complex; nucleus. Gene Ontology annotation, biological process: nucleosome assembly. Bases 366 to 4343 code for a protein of 1325 amino acids. NCBI's taxonomy places the organism in Eukaryota, Metazoa, Arthropoda, Insecta, Diptera, Culicidae. The transcript has 5 exons. The record is from RefSeq and is a predicted model, not a curated record.